CUCAACAUGUGGACCAAGCAGGACACUCAUGACCUUGAGAACCCGUCUCUCACGUCCACGCCAGUGUGCAGCCAGAAAGCCAUUGUCACCACACCGCUGCAGCGUGACAAGACCCCCCUCACUCAGAAGGAAAACUCAGUAUUUGUUACACCCAACCACAAGUCUGAGAUUUGUACGACACCACGGACUCCGACGCCAUUCAAAAAUGCCAUGGAGAAGUACGGGCCGCUGCAGCCUCUGCCUCAGACGCCGAACCUUGAAGACGACAUAAACGAGGUCAUCCUGAGAGACUCUGGGAUUGACCUGGUUGUUGUACGUUCCACUCCGCCUGAACAAAGACGCAAAACGAUGCAUCGGCCUCCUAUGAAGAAAGUGCGGAAAUCGUUGGCCUUAGAUGUCGCAGACUGCCAGGUGACGCCUGCAUCCAAACGCAAAGCCAUCAAAACUGAAGCCAAACACACCGUCAAGGAAGAACCGGUACUAGUUUCUCUCAGCUCCUCGUCAUUUUGCAGUAAGCGGCAUGAAAGCAUUUUGGAUCAGGGCUUCCUUUUGGGACCCAGUGACAGCGCCAUAUUUCCCAGCACAGUGACCCCGCUCCCAAUGUCCAAAGAAUGGGAGACGGUUGUGUGUGGACAAACUAAAGACCAGCUCAUAAUGACGGAGAAAGCAAGACGCUACCUUCGCCCGCUAAAAUCCCACGCUCCCAACCGGGCGCUGAUUCUAUCCUGAGACAUGUCUCGUCUUUAAACCAACAUGUUACAUGUGCAGAACUUGACGUUGCUGUGUCCCCUAUAAUUUUCAAUGUUGUAAUUUGUUCUGGAGAAAAGGAGCAUGUAAUGGGUAGGUUUAGUACCAUUUUUU
Molecule: messenger RNA, 861 nt
Organism: Plectropomus leopardus (leopard coralgrouper)
Lineage: Eukaryota; Metazoa; Chordata; Actinopteri; Perciformes; Serranidae
Source: RefSeq, a predicted model, not a curated record